CCUUCCCCUGGCAGUACAAGUAGCUCGGUACGUUACACAGGCAUCAGACUCGUUAAAAAAGUCUGAUACAUAUAUGACCGUAUUUUGUAAAACUACAACUUGAGUACUAUUAAAGAGCAGAAUACUGUACAGUGUCUAUUGACCGAAGAAACUGAUACUACAUAGAAGAUUUAUAAUAAAAAUAUAUAUUUUAGACUUGAUAUAACAAUAUAUAAUAUCUCAUAUCUGAUAUUUGUAGAUCUGAAUCACGCCACAAAGACAGAAAAACUACAGCAAGGAAACCAGUGUCUGCUGAAACUGAUGUCUCCCCCCGAGAUACUUCACUCGCUCACACUGACCGGUGUAAAUAGCUGUUAUCACGUUUCCUUAGUGACAUUAGAUGGAAUCUGGGUCAGCGAUCAUAAAAGCAAUCUCAUCUUCAGAGACACAACAUCUGUCUCUACACAUCGUGUGUGGGAUUUAUGUAGGGAUGUAUAUGGAUUACACACAGUAAAGAAUAAGAGUGAACUAAUUUAUAUUGAUAGAAAUUAUAACAUCAACAAACUGUCAAGGGAUAUGAAAACAAGAACCACCAUUUUAGAGAGAACAGACUCUACAUGGGAACCGCGGUGUGUGUACUGGUCCCGAAUAACUGGGGAUCUACUGGUCGGGAUGUAUAGAGAGAUAACAGAGUGUACAGGGAAAGGCAAGGUAACCCGGUACGACCAGAUUGGACAACUGAUUCAAACCGUACAGCACGACAAUACAGGGCUGGAACUGUAUAGUGGACCUCUCUAUGUAACAGAGAACAACAAUGAAGACAUCGUGGUGUCUGACUUUACAGCUGUAGUGGUGACAGAGCGUGGAGGAAGACAUCGUUUCACCUAUACAGGACACCCAUCAGGAUCAGAACUACAGCCACAUGGAAUUUGUACCGACGCGCUUUCACACAUCCUGCUGUGUGAUGAUACAACUAAAACCGUACAAAUCAUAGACAGGGACGGACAGUUUCUGUCAUAUCUACUGACAGAAUCAGAAGAGAUUAUUGAACCAUGUGGCAUUAAUUAUGAUGUUGACACACACCGUCUCUGGGUCGGAUCAGGGAACAACAACACGGUGGUUAUAUACAGGUAUAUCACCAGACAGGACGCUCUGACAGAUAAGCAAACUCACAGUCCUGAUGGGGAGGCAGUGUCAAGCUCAACACCAGCCAUGGAAUGGAAAUAGCUUGGAUAUUGGUGAUGGGUUGCAAAUGUUUCUUGCAAAUCCAAUUUGCUCUAGAAGCCACACCUGAUGUUUGUUGAUCAACAUUAGCAGCUGAAAUUGACCUGUGUUCAAUUCACACUGACUCUUGUUCAUUUCACACGUUGUGAUAAUCUAAACAAUGGUUAAUAUAGCUAUAUAUAAAACUAAAUACAUAAAUAGUCAUAAAAGAUUUCUUAAAUAUGUAUAAUUUAAAGUUGAACUAUAAUUGAUCACUAAAUCAAAACUGGCUGUUCUAGACACCGGUAAAGAUUUUAACUUAAAUAUUGAAUGUCCAUGCAAAUUUAAGAUAACCAUUAUAACAUUUAUAGAUUUAAAAACCUACUAAUGGUUUCAGAUCAACCAAAGGGUUAAGUGAGCAUCUACGAUCAAGAUGUAUACAUUUUCUUCUGUUCUUGGAAUGUAAAUUUGUUCACAUGUUCUUCCUUUCCUUAUAUAGCAUUCCUCAAAUUACAACGCAUUAAUGAGUGAAAGGGAUUCAAAUUUGUUCACAUGAAGGGUCAAACCCUAAAUAAAAAGCGAAAACAAUAUGAAUUAUUGAAAAGUACUAAGCAGUAUUAAAAAAUCCUGUCAAGUACAUUUUGGCAAGAAAGCUAUCACUUUGGUAAAAAUAUUCUCUGGUUGUAUAGAUUCAUGUUUGUUUAGAACUCUCUAUCCGUCUGUCCAGAUUAUGAUCCCCUAGGGUAGUAUGGAGCCUCAAUGUGAAUGGGGGGGGGGGUUACAUUGGAAAAAAUAGAGAACAAUCUUUAAAAUAAUAUGUUUGACGGUGUGACCGUUGGGGCGAGCGCAGAAGGAACCACACAUCUGUCAUCAUCGUUAAAUGCAACCCGUGGACUUGCCCUAACCAAAAAACUUUGGCUUUGUCUCGAAAACUUUUACCACCGCAAGGAAUCCGAAGUUAUCAAACUUUUAUUCCAAUGGUCCCUUCCUAGGCUUUUACAUUUAACAAACUACCACUGAGCAUUAAUACAAUGUUAAACAGACUUAUUAAAAUAUUUAUAUAAACAAAAAGCCGUUUUUUUAUGUAAAUACAAUUAUUUGCUAUCAUUACUUUACCUUUUAAUAAUGAUCAUUAAAAUCAGUAAACAAUAAAUUGUGUCUGUUAUUUCUCAUUCUGUUCCUUGCUGUUACCGGUGUUUUAAUUAUUUUCCUUUGUGACAUCAAUUUUGGGGUUUUUUGUACGCUCUAUAAGCGUUGUAGACAUGUGCCCUCACUCUUUUUUAGUGUAUGGUAUCCAAUAUUUUUGAAAGGUUUGACCACAUAUGCAACUAUAACAAAAACAUGUAGAUAUUUUAGCAGUUCAAUUGUUUUCCUUUUAUUUAUUCAUUACAAAAUGACGUGGCUGCACGUAGAUCUAAUAACUAUUGGACUUUUCUUUUUUAGUAAUUUUUGUCACCUACCUAACGUAUGCAUAUAUGAUUGGAUCAAUAUGACAGUAAACUUAGCAUGGAACUUGCAUGUGUAUUUACUAAGCAAAAAAAUUAUCAAAACAAACUAAUCAGCCAAAGAGUCACCGUUAACACUGAUACUAAGUUCUUCCUACACGUUUCAUCCAAUACAGAUGCUUGAUCCACCUCUAAAUGUAUCGCGGGAAAUUAAAACGCGAGAUCACUGUGACGUCAUACUUUACUUUCUUUUGCGCUCGACAGUUUUCGUAAAUUUGUCGAACAAAUUCGGGGAAGGAAAUGACGUCAUAUGUCAGCAAAAGUUCAGAUAGGUACAGGUUUUUUUAGGUAAGCAAAUUGGUUGCAUACGUUUGUGUUUUUGAAGGACUUUUUAUUGGUAAAUGAAAAUGAUGUAUGCACAUUACAGGUAAGAAUUUUCCUUAGAAACGCUUCCUGUUCCGCCAUGUUGCAUAUGCACCGCAAAGGAUCACUGGGAUAGUAGAACGUUUUCACGCGGGUCCACAAAAUUUUCUUUGAACAAUGUGCAGAUUUCAACUCAAAUGUCCUCCUUUCGUACACGUUGUCUAUGGAGCUCGCAACGCGAGCGGCGCUUUGCGCCGCCUCGCUCGCUAUAAUUUUCUAGAAGUAAAGCAACCAAAGGGGCUCCGUAUAUUGAGAGAACAGGGUUUGAUUUUUUCAGAUUCCACGAUUAUUCUGUUUCUCUUUGAUGUUUUAGUUCAAAAUUUAUCAUUAUUUUCACUGGUAAAAAAAAAUCAAAGGGCUUGCAAAGUAGCUUUUUUAUGCUAAAUCCAACGUCCCCUGCUCCGGUAAAUGGGCCUUACAUCCCUGGAGCAUUUGAAAAUAUUUGAAAAUCAGAAUAUAUCAUCUAUCAACAUGACUAAGUUGUCUAGAUAUUUCUGAUAUGGCACUCCAAUGACGGUCUACAGCUUUUUGUUUGCUAUUGUCGCUCAGGUGAGCGAUGUUGAACUUGGGCUUAAUGUUUUAUUUGCAUGUAAUUUUUGAAUCACAAAUCAUAUCAUUGAUUAGCUAAUCAUAUUUGAAUUUUAAUUGACCCUAAUGCCAUAUUCACCGGGUUUUUUUUUUUUAGAAGAAAUUACCAGCGAAAUAUUUCCUGGGAUGGAUCAUUAUACAUUUAUAUUGUUUGAAUGUCAACUUCCCAUUUGAAAUUAAAGUCAUUUCCCUGUUUAAGAUACGGAGUAGAUACAACAUAAUCUUGUUAAAAUUGAUUUACCCAUAAUAAUUUAUAUUUUUGUUUAUGAAAUAGGCAUUAAGUAACAUCGAAGUAGUUGUCCCAGUAAAGAAUGGGGGUAUAAAAAUAAAAAUAAAAAAAUGUAACAAAAUAUUUAUUUCAGACUUUCCGUUCUUGUAGUCCAUAAAUGCACGUUAAAGAAUCGGUUUCUGAAUAAACAAAAUAAUCGUCGGAUGUUUUUGAAAACACGUGCACGAUCGAGCAAUUGCUACAUGUGCUGCGUUUUAUUUUGAAGCAAUGGCUACAUGUGCCGUAUUACGAACAGAUUAAAUCCAUAUAAAUCUAAGCUUUAAAUUGUCAUCGGCGAUUGAAAGGUAUGAGAGAAUCAAAAAAAUGUAAUAGAAAUUCGUCGUAACAAAAUAACUUGCACAAAGCGACGGCAUAGCUAUAACAUUACAAAAUGAUUUACAGAACCUGAAACCAAAAAAAGUCUUCCCUCUGAAUUUUUUGAAGGAUGACUGACGAAAGUACAGAAUGACUUCACAGGUUUGGCUAAUAGCCCAAAAUGUAAGGCCGAUGGUAAGGCUAAUACCAGGAGGCGCAGGUUAUUGUGGGAAUAAUAUUUGUGAAAUAUGUGCCUAGAUUUAUCAUUUCAUAGUAAAAUAAAACGUUUAUAUUAUAAAAUCUUAACAUGGUUUCCCUUUGAUAAAUGGACUUAACUCUGAUUAGUUAAAUAAUAUUUAUAAAGAAAUAUUUUAGAUUUCUUUUUUUACGCGAGAACUAUAUCCGUGAUUCAACCGGUUGCAUCAAGCAGCGAGAAUAUAAAUUCGUAAACACCAAGUUGUAAGCAUAAUUUCAUUUAGUUUUCAUAUGUCCGAAAAAUAAAAGCGAUAUUUUACAAACCGCGAAAUGUGCUUCCCGCAAUUUUACGCAGAUAAUGUUUUAAGUAGGAAUUUUCAGUAUUGAUAAAUCUACCUUUAUAUCAGUGUCAAGUUGUUUUCUAAUAACUUGAGAGAUAAAAAUGCUAUAGUAACGUACAUUUGUUGCUUUUUUUAAAACGACGUAUGCAAAGACUCCAAACACCCACGACCGGAAGUUUAAAUCCGAUUUCCGUCAUAUCACCUGUUGAUUACAAGAAGUCAAAAAAUAUUUGUGACUUUAGUCUAGUUCAUAAAAUUUUAAGAUAAGGUCUCAAUCAUGUCUGAAUGUCCUCUACUUGUUUUUCUAAUGAUCCCUUUUUCUUAUUUUUAAAGCAGAAAAAUGAACGUACGAAGUCUGUUUCAACAUUUUUUUUAUCUAACCCUUUCACUAUAAAAAAACGAUGUUAUUGCCUGCUCCGUAUAUAAGAUGAAUUAUACACAGUAGAAUGUUGUUAUCUUUACUUAUACAUUUGAAUUUUUAUUUUUAUUUUUAUUU
This is a messenger RNA of Magallana angulata, 5253 nucleotides long. RefSeq lists its product as uncharacterized. The record is from RefSeq and is a predicted model, not a curated record. NCBI's taxonomy places the organism in Eukaryota, Metazoa, Mollusca, Bivalvia, Ostreida, Ostreidae. The transcript has 2 exons. The coding region runs from base 301 to 1206 and encodes 301 amino acids.